CAACGAAUGACACUGAGCGCUCUACACGGCAACAAGACAUUUGGAAAGGACAAAGUAGACCGUCACAGCUUGAGGAGAAGAUCCAGAUACGGCCGGCUUGGUUCCAAACAGCAACACGGCUCUUCUGACCUUCCUCCUCCCGUGUCCGGCCACUGGGGCAACUGUGUAUAUACCCCUCCAAAUCUACUGCAGAGAGCUGUUUCUAGCACGCGAUUUGUUGAUGCAUCAGACGUCAUCUUGAGCCGCAUGUAAUUAGCCGUCCUUUUUUCGCCUCAAGACGGUUCACUCUCGCAAGUUGACAAAGUGUCUCAAUCAAUACCCCUUCGACUCCUCACCACUGCAUCCGCACCACUUCGAAAGGCCUUCGAGACGGCUUCCACGGACCGGCUCCGAUUUUUCUCACGCCACUUCUCCUCUUCAUCGCCCAUCAUGGCGCCUGUACAGAAAGAAUGCGAUUUUUUGGUCAUUGGUGGCGGAUCGGGUGGACUGGCGAGUGCACGAAGAGCCAGUGGCAUGUAUGGUGCUAAGGCGAUUGCUCUGGAGGUAGAUCGUCUGGGAGGAACAUGCGUCAAUGUUGGCUGUGUGCCGAAGAAGAUUACAUGGAGCGCUGCGGCGAUGGCAGAGACCAUCAAGGAGGCCCAUAACUACGGCUUCAGUGUGAAGACCACUGCACCAUUCGAUUGGCCCACCUUCACACAGAAGCGAGCUGCGUAUGUCAAGAGAUUGAAUGGUAUCUAUGAGAAGAACUUGAAGAAUGACAAGGUGGAAUACCUACACGGACUCGCCAGCUUCCAGGACCCACACACCGUGCGAGUUGUGCUGGAUGACAAGAGCGAGGUAGACAUCAAGGCCAAGAAGAUCCUCGUGGCAGUGGGUGGUCACCCGAACUAUCCCCCUGUGGAGGGUGCAGAGCACGGUAUCACAUCUGAUGGGUUCUUCGAAUUGCCAAAGCAGCCGAAGAAGGUCGCAGUUGUGGGUGGUGGCUACAUUGCAGUGGAAAUGGCCGGCAUGUUGCAUGCACUUGGUACGGAAACACACUUGUUCAUUCGGCACGACAAGUUCUUGCGGACAUUUGACCCAAUGAUUCAAGAGAAGGUGGUGGCGGAGUACGAGCGCCAGGGAAUCAUCCUUCACAAGAACUCAUCUCAAUCGAAACUGGAAGAGCUUGACACUGGUUCCAAGAGGCUGCACUACAAGGACUCCAACGGAGAAGGUAUUCUGGACAUCGAUACCGUGCUGUGGGCCAUUGGUCGAAGUCCAGAAAUCGAGAAGCUCAACCUCGAUGUGACUGGAGUCAAGCUUAACAACAAGGGCCACAUCACAGUCGAUGACUACCAGAACACCAAUGUUGACCACAUCUACGCCCUCGGCGACGUCUGCGACAAGGGCUACGAACUCACACCCGUAGCCAUUGCGGCAGGCCGCAGACUCGCAGAUCGCUUAUUCGGCGGCAAAGCGGACGCAAAGCUCGAGUACGAAAACAUCCCAUCCGUCGUCUUCUCUCACCCUGUCGUCGGCACCAUCGGUCUCACGGAGCCCGCGGCACGGGAAAAGUUUGGGGACGAUGCCAUCAAGAUCUACCAAACCUCCUUCACAGGCAUGUACUACUCGAUGAUGGAGGCAGACGACAAAGGGCCGACGGCGUAUAAGAUCAUCUGUGCCGGGAAGGAAGAAAAGGUUGUGGGUCUGCAUAUUUUGGGAACGGGAUCGGAUGAGAUUCUGCAAGGAUUCGGGGUUGCGAUUAAGAUGGGGGCCACGAAGGCGGACUUUGAUCGUUGUGUGGCUAUCCAUCCUACCAGCGCCGAGGAGCUGGUUACUUUGAAAUAGAGUAGAUGAUGGAUGCGGGGGAUCGUGAAUAUAUGGCUUCAAGAGGAAGUUGUCGUGAGGCGCAAAUGUAUGCCAUGUAGCCAAGACCACCACUAUAUUUGUGAUCAAUAUCACAUAGAUGUAGCUGUGG
Pseudocercospora fijiensis CIRAD86 is the source of this 1957-nucleotide messenger RNA. RefSeq lists its product as uncharacterized. Gene Ontology annotation, molecular function: glutathione-disulfide reductase (NADPH) activity; flavin adenine dinucleotide binding; NADP binding. Lineage: Eukaryota; Fungi; Ascomycota; Dothideomycetes; Mycosphaerellales; Mycosphaerellaceae. The record is from RefSeq and is a predicted model, not a curated record. Gene Ontology annotation, cellular component: cytosol; mitochondrion. The transcript has a single exon. Gene Ontology annotation, biological process: glutathione metabolic process; cellular response to oxidative stress; cell redox homeostasis. Bases 430 to 1827 code for a protein of 465 amino acids.